Molecule: messenger RNA, 13356 nt
Organism: Plectropomus leopardus (leopard coralgrouper)
Lineage: Eukaryota; Metazoa; Chordata; Actinopteri; Perciformes; Serranidae
Gene: syne2b
Product: spectrin repeat containing, nuclear envelope 2b
Cellular component (GO): membrane
Molecular function (GO): protein binding
Source: RefSeq, a predicted model, not a curated record
AGUUUGGGAGCCAGAAGAGACAGGAGCAGAAGCCGAAGUCCUCCAGAGGGGUCUCCCCCAUCAAAAGUCUUUAAACAAGCUAAAGAAUAUCCCCAAUAUCCAAGACAGUCAGACAAAGACAGAUGGCCAACUAAGCAGACUGAGACAAAGUUGGUUUCUCAUCAGUGCCACGAAACUUUUGUGCCAAAGAUUGUGGUGCAGGAAUACAGACAAGAAAAGGUGACUUCUCCUACAAUGCCAUAUACCUAUGCACAAGCUGUGAUGCAGACCAGGACAAAGUCGCCACCAGAAUUCCAGGCUCCAGCCUGGCCAGAGACUCCUUUGCAAGGCCAACAGCAGCCUCAGGAACAAGGAUUGAUACAACAGCAACAGCCACUGCAGGAGGAACAUCUUAACAGACAGACAGGUGAGCUACAACAGCAAGAGGUCAAGCAACAGCAGCCACAAGAAGCGCAACAGCAGGGGCAGAUGCAAACACAACCACAACAGCUGCAACAGAAGCAGGAACAACAACAAGUGGAGCAGCAGCAGCAGGUACAAAUGCCUCAAUAUCAAGUUCAGCAGCAGGUGGUAACCGACAAGCAAACAGCAGAGCCCCAUGAACAGAUGUCACCUCAACAACCACCUGUGAAGAAACCGCUUCUGAGCACCCAGGAGCUUCAAAGCAGAAAGACUCAGGCCAUGAAGAACCGGCCCUGGCUUCAGAAGCCAGCAUCAGGAGAGCAUAAAACUCCCUCUCCAGAUCCAGAUCAGCAUUCCACUCAGGAAUCAAUUCAAACUAGACAGACUCAGUCGCAGUCAGACAAAGAAACUUUGGUGUCAGUUCAGGUUGUUUCACAGCAUACAGCAACUACCAAGCCACAACCUGAGGCACAGGCAAAGGUUACAAAGCAGCCAGAACAACAGCACAUAGAGCAACAAAACCAAACACAGCAACCUCAAAAUCUAGAGCAGCAACAACUGCAACAUCAGCAAAAACAACAAAAAGAGAAGCCUCAACAACAAAAGCCACAGGAACUGGAAAAACAACAAAAGCAACAAGAACAAUUGCUACAGCAGCAACAACAGGAAAAACAACCACCGCCUAUUGUAAAACAGACUCCACCAGGUUCAGACACCAAGCCUAAAUCCCAGGCCGUAAGUAUGGCUCAGCGUCACCCACAAACAAAGGCCCAGAAUCAGUCACAACCCCAAACUAUGGUUCAGUCUAUAUCUCAGACAGCAGUCCAAGUGCAAGUGCAGGUGCAGUCCACAAGUGUGUCCCACACUACCACAGACAGUCAGCAACCACCUAAGACUAUGCCCCUGCCCAGAGUGAGCCAGAGUCAGUCACAGACACAAGUUCCUCCACAGCCCCAUGGCCCCAAGAAGGCACAGUCAGUGACAGAGGGACAACUCCAGGUUCAGACUCAGUCCCACGGAUCACAGCCAUCCAUGCAGCCACAGGAUCUAGCCCAUGGCCCACCCGUAGCUCAAGUGCAGACACUGGCUCAAGUCAAACCUUCUUCACCUCUACCUGCUCAGCUGCAAGGCCAAUUUCCGCCUCCUGUGCCAUCCCACAUUCAGCUUCGGAGUCAUCCACAGUCAUGGUCCCCUGUUAGGCCACCCUCCCCAAAACCACCAACACAGGCCCAGAUGACCCAUCCUCAAACCCAUCCUCAGUCUAUGCCCCAGCUUCAAAUCCAGGCUCAGUCUACGGCACAGGCUCAAACCCAUCCUGAGUCUAUGCCCCAGCAUCAAACCCAUGCUCAGUCCAUGACCCAAGUUCAAACUCAUCGUCAACCAAAGACCCAGCCUCAAAUCCAGCCUCAGUCUACGACACAAGCUCAAAUCCAUCCUCAGUCAAUGUCCCAUCCUGAAACCAAUCCUCAGUCAAUGCCCCAAGCUCAAAUCCAUGCUCAGUCGAUGGCACAGGCUCAAAUCUAUCCUCCGUCCAUGGCCCAUCCUCAAACCCAUGCCCAGUCAAUGCCCCAGCCUCAAAUCCAAGCUCAAUCAACAGCACAGGCUCAAAUCUAUUCUCCCUCCAUGGCUCAUCCUCCAUCCAUGGUCCUGACUCAGUCCCAUCCUCAGUCCAUGGCCCAUCCUCCAUCAAUGGCCCUGACUCAAUCCCAUCCUCAGGCCAUGGCCCAUCCUCCAUCUAUGGCCCAGACUCAAUCCCAUCCUCAGUCCAUGGCCCAUCCUCCAUCCAUGGCCCAUGGUCAAACUCAUACUCAGCCAAUGGCCCGGCCAGCUCACGCCCAGCCCUCAACUCAACAUCAAACCCAAGCUCCACUUGCCAUCCAGUCUCAGGGUCAUUCCCAGCCAAGGUCUCAGUAUCCCAAACAUGCUCAGCCAGAGGUACAACACCCGGGCCAUAUUGCCCAGGGCCACAUCCAUGCUUGGACUCAAGUUAGAGGCUCAUCCCCAAUGUCUGUCCAGUAUCCACCAGCUACUGCGCAAUCUCCACUUUACCCCCCAGGUUACUGCCAGAGCCAGUCUCCAUCUCAGCAGUGGCCACCCACUCAAGAGCCUCAAAGCCAAGCCAUUGCGCAGCAGAGGCAUCCAAUUCCCCAGCCAUACCCCCAGCAAAAGGAUCAGUCUCCACAGUCUCAGGCUUAUCCACCACAGUGGCCCCAAACAGGGCCACAACAAGGACCUCCGAUUGGGUUUUCUCACAUGGGGCCAUCAUAUACUCAGAUGCAAACACAAACUCAACCUUGGGCUCAAACACAACCCCAAAUGAGACCCCAGAGUUCCAUGCAGCAACCACCUCAGAUGGGAGGUUAUAUAUUUUCUGUCCAGACACAACAAGGCCAAGUUCAGCAACACACAUGGGCUCACCCACCAACUCAACUACAGCCUUAUCCUCCAUCUUAUCCCCCACCUCAGUCUCAGCAAUAUUCCCAGGUUCAACAUCAAACUCAGCGUCACCCUCAGCCUCAGAUGCAAGCUCAAGUACCUCCACAAUCGCAACCACCACACCAAGUCCAUCCUCAGCCUCAGCUACAACCUCAGCUGCAGGCCCAGUCCCAAACACACAUCCAGACACAGCCACUGGUACAAGUAAAACCGCAGCCUCAGCAGCCUCAGCAGCCUCAGCAGCCUCAGUCCAGUAUUCAGUUCCAGCAGCAUCAGGCUCAGCUCCAACAACAACAGCAAAAGAUUCAGUCACCAACUCAACCAAAAGUUGAUUCACAACCACAACCCAAACCUCAUCCACAACCAGAGAUUUACUCAACAACUCAACCUAAGGUUCAGUCACCUACCCAACCUAAAGUUCAGUUGUCAACCAAGCCCAAUGCUGAAUCACUGCCACGACUCUUACCUGAGCACCAGUUGCCCCCUCAACCAGUGUCUCAGUCACAAAUCAAAGUUGAAUCACUACAACAGCAAAAAUCACAGGCCCAAAUAGCACCACCACCUGCACAGUCACCAGCUCAACCUAAGGUUCAGUCCCCAACCCAACCCAAGGCCCAAUCAGCACCACCAUCCAAAGCUCAAACACCAGCUCAACCCAAGGUCCAAUCACCAACCCAACCUGAGACCCAAUCACUUCAGCAACCCACCCAGCAGACACAAUUGCCACCACAGCCACAAUUUCAGGCUCAGUCACCCCCACUACCCAAGGCCAAAACUGCACCUCAAUCUAAGGCUCAGUCACCCCCACAGGCUAGACCUCAGACCCAAACUUUUCCACAGUCGAAACCUCAGACUCAGUCUCCUCCACAACCCAAACCUCAACAGCCCCAAAGCCUCCUCUCCCAGGUCAGCAUGCUGCCUCAGUCCCUGGCUGAGUCACCAGACCUGUGCAUGAUACCUCCGGCCCUGGCCCAGGCGCCUCCUCAGGCCUAUACAGAGGCUUACGUCAAGGCCCAGGCAUUGGCUAGAAAUGGCUUUGAGGAGGCCAAGCACUGUCUGCAGGAGCACAUCAUGGAGACCAUCAACAUUUUUAAGGACAAAUCUAUGUCAGCCGAGCCAGCAUCAGUGAAAGAGGAAACUCUGAAGACAUUGGACCCAGAGUUGCUAGAUGAGUUCUUGAGAGCAGCUAAGGGUAUGGAGGCUUUUUGUACCCCGUCACAACUCAAAGACAUGGAGUUCUUCACCCAGUCUGUCAGAACACAGUGGGAGGCUGUGAGAGCUGAGAUCUCAGGCUUUCUGCUGCAAUUACGUUUUGAAGUAACAAGGAAAGACUUUAACAAAGCUGCCCUGCAGUGUGAGAUGCACUUAAGCUCCGGCUUAGAAAAAGAAGCGCAGGCUUGUUUCUCAGCGGACGGCAGCUUUGCCCAGGCAGGGCAGCAUCUGGAGGCCUUGAAGGAGCUGUGUGACACCCUGAGCCCCGAGGACGCUCACCGCCUAGCCCAGACUCAGCUGAGGGAGUGUGAGACGAGGCUGGCUGCCAUCCAGCGGCAGUUCAGUGGAGACCAAGACGCGCCACUCCCUGAUUCUAGGAUUCCUGUUGCCUUCAGUGAGGAUCUGACCACACAAAAGGAACCCACAAGACCAAGUGACAAACCUCAGGUCUCAGCUGAGGUGUUUGCAGUGCCAGUGAAGACUGUCGGUGUGGAGAAGAGGGUGUUUGAGAAGCAGCCGUCUGCAGAGGAGGAAUGCACCAAAAAGGAGGCUUUAGAAAGAUAUGAGAAUUGUAAGAGGCCUCUGCAAGCUCAGCUGGCUAAAAAUGAGCAGAGCAUUGAGGAUGUCCCCUCUGAAUCUGUCUCUCUGAAAGGACUGCACACACGGCUCCAGGAAAUACAGUUCUUGAGGCAGGAGACAGAGUCUCUAUGGUCUGACUAUGCAAACCAGUGCUCCCAGUGUUCCCAGUUGAGUGGAAACACUGGUCUGGAGCGAGAGAAAGCAGAGCUGCAGGAGCAAUGGCGCAGCCAACAGUCCAAACUUCAGCAGAGGGGAAGCUCACUGGGCGCAGCUCUCAGACAGAUCGACUCCACCGAAAACCACAUGGUAGACUUCACCGACCGCUUGGGCCGCUACCUGAGACAACCCAAAGACAUCACUGCCUUCACACUGGCCAGCACCAACAUCCUGAAGGAUAUCAAGGAACUGGAUGACAACAUCCAGAGCGAGUUGGACCAGCUGUCCCGUCUUGACCCAGAAUCCAGCGAUCUGGACCCCAGAGACUGCCUGCCACUGUCUCGUGAGGUUGACACUCACAAAACCAGCCUGGAUCAACUUCGACAGCAAGUCCGGAAGAGUGAAGCAGCCGCUCGCGCCCUUGACCGCUUCCUCAUGUCACUGCGUACUGUGGAUGAAGACAUCUCUGGAGUCCAAGGUGCCCCCUGCAGUGAUGCUGUGGUACUGCAGGAUUGUCGCUCCAAGCUGGCUGUGAUCAGGCAGAGCAUCGAAAGUCUGAAAGAAAAGGCUCCUCAGCUGGAUGUGCUCCUGCAGGGGGCCCGGCUGACAGUCACCAGGGAUGGCGUCCCGGCCUCGUGCCUGGACAUGGUGACGUCUCUGCUGAGAAGACUGGAGGAGGCGGACAGUGGGCUGGCCGGGCAGCAGAAAGGCCUCCAGAAGGAGACUCAGAGCAGAUCACUGGGCCUCCGGAAGAGGACUCUGCUGGGGGAGCUGAGCAGGCUGCAGGAAACAAUCGAAACACAAGGCCUGAAGGAGCCCACCAUACCUGCUGUGCAGAACAGGCUUCGUGCCCUGUCAGAUUUGGAGGGUCAGCUGCAGGUUCAGCAUGCAGAGCUCCAGAACCUCCGUGAACUUGAGGAGAAACAAGGAGGAGGAGAACAACUCCUUCAAGAGGUGGAGACUCAGUGGAAGGAGAUUCAGAGAGAUUUUUCUGACAGGAAGAAGCAGUGUAACAUCCUGCUGGAGCUUCUGAAGAAGUUCCAGAGCUGCCGCAGUAACCUGGGCAACACCAUGCAGAAAGCAGAGCAGACCAUCAGUGAUCGCACUUCCUACAUGGGCAAGGACAACCUGCAGAGAACUAUUGCCACGGUCAGUGAUAUUAAAGAGAAGCUAGGUGGGGUUGGAGAGUGCAUGGAAGACAUAAAGGGUGUUUGCAGACAGCUGCAGACCCAGCUGAAGAAGUUCCCAGACUGCAGUGAGAUGUCCUUUGAAACAGAGGCCAACACACUCAUGGACAGCUGGCUGGAUGUGACUGAGAAGACAGAUGCCUACAUGGAUAACCUGCAGGUGGGGCUGGAGCUGUGGGAGAAGCAGCUGAUGGUGGGGGGAGAGGUGGACAGCUGGGCAGGGGCCAAACUGGCCAUGUUUGCAGAGAGUCAUCCCUUCCACAACGAGCAACAAGUCCUCGCCAUGAGGGAUGAGAUCAGUGCCAAUGAGGAAAACAUUGAGCAUUUCCACAAGAAGUCUGUAGAGAUCCAGCAGAUGCUGCAGAGUCAGGAAGCACCACUAGAGCUGCAGGUGAUAGAGACCCAGCUGAGGAAGAGGAUGGAGCAGGUGAAGGAGCUGUUUACCGACUGCACGGACGUCUUUGAGGAGCUGGUAGCUGUAAAGAAACACCUAGCUGAGAUGAUUGAAGAGUGCCAGACAGCCAUAGAGAGCAUCCAGUGUUCUGUCAGCAAUGUUGAUGCAUCACAACCAACCGUGGAAGACGAGAUACAGCAUCUGUGUGAUGACCUGGAGGCUCAGGAGGAGCAGGCCGAGGCUGCGCUGAAGGAGGUGGGUUUGGUUUCCAGUAUGGCCAGUCCUCAGGUCCUGGAGGCACUGUCUGUGGACUGCAACAGGCUGAAGGAGGCCAUCUCUCGCAGCAAGGAAAUGAUCCACCUUAAAAGAGAGGAGAGGGACAAAGGGUUGCUCAAGGUCAUCAAAGAUGAAAAGCAGUCAUUUGAGGAAUGGUUCCAGGACCAGCAGCUGUCCGUCAAUGAGUGCUUUGAGAACCCUGAGAGCAAAACAGAUGUGGAAACAUCCCUGCAAAGACUCACUGGUUUCCUGAAAUCCAGGGAUGCAGAGAGACGUCUGGAGCAGCUGAAAGAUCAGCUGGAGAGAGGCAGCCAGCAGGUUCCUGCCCAGCAGCUGUCUGAGUUCACAGACUGGCUGAAGGAGCAGCAGAAGGAGGUGGGCAGGUUCAGAACCCACUGUGAGAACAGGCAGAAACAAAUGGAGCCACUCCUCAGGGACUUGAACAGUCUGCAGAAGCAACAUGACAGCUUCCGUGACUGGCUGCAGACCAAAGAAAAACAAUCUGUGGAGUCAGACAAAGCCAAACUUAUUCUCAAAGACCUUCAGGAUGAGAGUGGUAGAGCGGAGACCCUCAUUGAGCUGUUAGCAUCGGUGCGCAGACAAGGCGUCAGAGCUGAAAGCCUCCUGAAGGACGGUGAUAACUUGAUACAGAGCUACAGGAACCUGGAUGCCAGGCUGCAGAAGCAGGCAGAUGCCCAGAGCGCCCUGGAGGGCGAAGUUGAUAAGUUUAAUACCCAGGCUAAGAGCACCAGGUCCUGGAUCACUGACCUUGUGCAACCCCUCAUCUCCCCUGACAGAGAUAUGCAGACAGAGGAGAUAAAGCAAAAAGCACAGGCCGUCCUGAGCUCUAAACCUGAGGGAGACUCGAAAGUGAACAACCUGAGAAGACAAAGCGAAGGUCUGUGUGAGCAGGAGGAUCUGGGGGAGGGCAAGAAAAAAGAGGUUCAGCAGUCUGUCAGUGAAACAGAGGAGCAGUGGAGGAGGGCCCUGCAGACAGCUGAGGAGAAUCUCAACAAGGCGGAAACACAAGCUUUAUUAGACAAAGACGUAAACGCUGUCAAAUCCCAGAAUGAAAAUGUUCGGUCCUGGAUUAGAGACCAGGAGCAGAACAUGGAGUCACUUGAUGGUUGUGUGCAAGUUGAUGAAAAGCUACAGAUUGCAAAAGCGAUUCUGAGCUCCAAGACUGAAGGAGAUUCAAAGCUCCAGGAUCUGAAGCAACAGUGCCAGAGUCUGUGUGACAACCAGGGCUUGGACGAGAGCCGGAGACGAGAGGUUCAGGACGCAGUCAGAGAAACAGAGGAUCAGUGGAGGAAAGUGUUACAGACUGCUGAGGAUGGUCUCAACAAGGCAGAGACUGAAACUGCCUCUGAAAAGGAAAAUGGUGCUUUUAAAACCCAAAGUGAAAACAUACAAUCCUGGAUCAAAGAUCAGAGGCAGAAGCUGUUGUCUCUCGGUAGUCACAUGCCGUUUGAAGAAAGGUUACAGGUCGCACAGGCUGUUAUGACCUCCAAACCUGAAGGAGAGUCCAAGGUGCAAGACUUGAAGACACAAGCUGAACGUCUGUGCAAACAUCUGGAGGAGAGCAAGAAGCCAGAGGUUCAGCAGUUGGUAAAAGACACAGAGCAGCAGUGGAAUACAGUCCUGCAGGCUGCCAGGCAGGCUGAGCUGCGAUGUCUUUCCGACGAUUUCGACACUCAGAGUAAGAACAGUCAGUCUUGGAUCAGAGGCAGACAGCAGCAGCUACAGUCUGUGGGCAGUCACACACCACCCGACGAGAGAUGUCAGACAGCUCAGGCCAUCUUGAGCUCCAAACCUGAAGGUGACUGUACAGUGAAUAACCUGAGGAGACGAGGCCAGAGUCUCUGUGACCAUCAGGAUGCAGACAAGGGCCGGAAAACCCAUGUCCAGAAGACAAUCAGAGACACUGAGGAGCAGUGGAGGACAGUCCUGCAGGCUGCGACACAGGUUGAAGCAGCUGCAGAAGCAGAGAUCAACAUGAAGACUGAGAAGACAAAGUUGAAGCUGAAAGAGUUUGAUACCCAGCAGAAGGAUACUGACAACUGGCUUUCAAACUUCCAACAAAGACUGGACUUACUGAAAAACCAAACCAAAGCUGAGGACAGACUGCACACUGCUCAGGCCAUUAUGAGCACCAAGCCUGAAGGAGAGUCCAAGGUCCAGAAGCUCAGGAGGCGAGGUCAGAGUUUGAGCAGUGAGGACCUCGAAGAACCCAAAAAACAAGAGGUUCAACAAAAAGUAAAAGGUGCUGAGGAGCAGUGGACCAAAGUCCUGCAAAAUGCUAAAGAAGCUCUGGAUCAGGCUGAGAAGCAGUGUGCUCUGCAGGGCCAGCUGAGGGACUACAAAGCCGUGAGAGACAACACCAAAGCCUGGCUGCAAGACAAGGAGCAGAGCCUCGUCUCUCUGGGCAGUCAGACAGAUCAGGAAAAGAAAAUAAACACUGCACAGACGAUCCUGAGCUGUAAGCUGGAGGGAGACUCCAAGCUGACAGAACUGAGGAGACAGAGCCAGAGUCUCUCUGACCAGGAGGACCUGGAGGAGGACACAAAACAAGAGGCUCAGCAGACGCUGAAAGAUUCAGAGGAGCAGUGGAAGACAGUCCUGCAGACUGCAGAGGACACUCUGAAGAGAGCUGAGGUUCACUACUCGCUCUCCAGGGAGCUGGAGUCCUUCCGCACACAAGCAGGGAGCACCAAAACCUGGGUGAACAACCUGCAGGAACAGGCCAAGUCCAAAGGCAGCGGCACUCAGGGCAACCGGGCUCAGAUAGAGGACAGGCUUAACACAGCACAGUUCAUUUUGAGCUCCAAGUCCAACGGUGAGGCUCAGGUGAUGGAGCUGAAGAAACGAGCUCAGAGUCUGUGUGAGCAGAAAGACCUGGAGAAAGACAAGAAGCAAGAGGUUAAGCAGACGGUGAAAGACACUGAGCAGCAGUGGAGGACGGUCCUGCAGGCAGCUGAGGAUACACAAAGGCAGUUGAAAGGUGUUGUGGAGCACCUUGCGUCUUGUCAGGAGCAGUUGGACCAGACUGAGGCCGAUCUGUCUGAGGUGCAGAAGCAAACGUCAAACCUGCCACGACUCUUCCCCUGGCCGGGCCUAGGAGAGCGGAGGCUGGCUGUGGAACAGGUCCGCUCCCUGCUGGACCAGAGCACGGCUUUGGCCCCCCGCCUCUCAAACCUCCGCACACAGCCUCAAGGGUUACCUUGGAUCACACCGGACUGCAUUGCUCAUCUUCUUAAGGAGUUAGAGGAGCGAAAGGCUGAGAUGAAGCAGGGCAUCCAGAUGGAGAGGCAGUGCAACCAGCUGAUGGAGCAGCAUGAAGCAGCACAGGACUGGCUGAGGGACCAGGUUAAAGGCCUCGGAGCUCCUCCAGCAGACAGACAAGGCCUGCGCAGCACUGUCAACACUCUGAAGGCCUUGCUCCAGACAGUGGAUCGGGAGCAGAAAGAGAUGAAGGAGCUGGACUCUGCCAGAGACAGUUUGCUGAACCUCUGCACCCCUGAAGGUCGGGAUGCCCUGAACCUGGAGGUCAGCCAACUCCACAACCUCUGUGCUACCUCGGAGCAGGACGUGAGGGAGCGUCUGACAUUCUGUGAGUCGCGGCUGGAGGAGCUGGAUGGUCAGCUGGCCAAGAGGACCCAGGGGCUGAAGGAGAGAGGUGCAGCCCUUCAGUGGGAGCUCCGCUCUCUGGACCAGGCCCUCAGUUACAGUGAGCCACAGAACAACAUCGCUCAGCUCCAACAGCACUGGAACAGCCUUCAGAACUGUGAGAAAUCCCUCAAAGAUUUGGGUGUUAAAGUUCAUGACCUUGACCAGGAAGUGAAGGCUACACCUGCCACUGAUGAGCUGCCAACAGAAAUUACGACUGUGGUGCAGUCUUUAUGCCAGCAACAUGACAGUCUAAAGUCCAGGCUGAGUGAGCGUAAGGAUACCUGCUCGACAAACACCACUCGCUGUCUGAUGGACUGUCUUCACACCCUACAGGAGUGGAACCUCAACAAACCAUCCGGGUCCAUUUCUUCUGUGCAGGUGACAUUAGAAGAAGGUGAAAAGUUGCAGGCCAGCUUGCGGGAGGCACUCUCACACAAGCCAUUUCUAAAAGACUGUAUGAUGCCAGUCUUGAUUGAAAAGCUGGAGAGAGAGGGAUCAGAGACUCUCAGAGAAGCAGACAAACAUAAGGCUUCUCUCAGCCAGAGCUUAAAGGAACUUGAACAAAAGUUGCCUGAUGUCCUUCAUGGUAAUCUGCCGGAGACAAAGACAUCUUUUGUGGCACCACCACGGAAAAGCAAGCGCUCACCUGAGAAAAAACAAGUUUUACAACAAAAAACCAUUCCCCUAAAAGACGAAUCGUCACGUUCAGCUGAGUUGCAAACUGAGACUAAAACAUCAAAACCUGUUGUGACAGUAAUCAUGGAAGACAUAAAGACUCAUGGGGUUACACAAACCAAAACUGAAUCAACAGAAAAGAAAUCUCAAAGUCCUACAUGUGAUUCAGAACCUUUUACAGCACACCCCUCCAACACUUCUCAAGAGGCACCGUUUAAAGGUAUGAAGUUAGAUACCACAACUGAGCUUCUUGCAGCUGAGCAAAUCAGAUCUAUCAUCGCUGAGGAACCUUUACCGAUAGAAAAGGUCAUUGAACAGUCCGCACCUAGUGUUAGUGAAAAAAGUACGCUUGUACCAUCCAGGAGAAAGUCAAAGACUUCAGCCACUGAUAUAGAGCCUACCCAGACUAAAGUGGAGACUGAAAUAUUGAAAUCUAUCAGUGCUCAAGGAUCAGCCACAAAUCUGACAGGAACUGCAGCUGUGGAAGAAACAAAGCGUAUAGACACCAUUAUUCUCGAUGUAUCAGAGCCACUCGCUUCUGGCCCCGGCAGCCUGAAGUCUUCUUUAACUCCACAGGUGGCCACAGAACUAACUGAAACUACCGUUGUAAAAGAAAAAGUGCCUUCUCCAACAAAAAGAACGUCAAAGGAUCCAAUGCGUUCCCCAAAACAUGCUACAAAGGGUCUUGAGGCUUCCACAGUUGCAGAGCCAGUCUCUGCCCUUGGUGGGAUUUCGGGUUUGGAGUAUAAGGAAACAAAACAAGAACCUGAAAAUUAUACUGCAACUCCAGAGUUAGUUCAAGGGCAAGCUCAAACUGCUGCUUUGGAACAAAGUAAGCUUAUCCCACCCAAGAGAAAGUCAAAGAGUACAGAACUUUCUCUUAAACUUGCUGACACUGAGGCACACCAGACAAUGAUUGAACCUGAAGGUCAGACAUCAUCUUUGAGUUCCAUUAACCAAAACCAACCAAAAAGUGUUGUUAUUGAAGAAACAAAUCUUGUACCAACUAGGAGAAAGUCAAAGAAUAAUGACUUUUCCACAACUUCUGAAGCAGUUGUUACCCAUGUUCUAUUAUCUGCUGUGGAGAUUCAACAAAGUAGCAAAGAACUUGAAGGUCAAAAGUCUUCAACUCCAGAGGUGGUCACAGAAACAAGUGUUGUGGAAAAAGGGAAGCUUUCACCAACCAAAAGAAAAUCGAAGGGUCUGAAACUUUCCCCAGAAACAGCAGCAGCAGAGCUGACAAAGACCAAGGAAGAGCCUGUCAGUCAGAAGCCAUCUUCAACCCAAGAGGUGGUCACAACAACAACUAAAAUUACUGUUGUGGAAAAGGGAGAGCUUUCACCAACCAAAACAAAGUCAAAGAGUCCAACACUUUCCCCAGAAAUUGCAACCACGGAGCUUACAAAGACCAAGAAAGAACCUGUCAGUCAGAAGCCAUCUGCAACCCAAAAGAUGGUCACAAAAACAACUGACAUUACUAUUGUGGAAAAAGGACAACUUUCACCAACCAACGGAGAGCCAAAGGGUCUGAAACUUUUCCCAGAACCUGCUACCACAGAGAUGACAAAGACAAAGGAAGAACCUGUCAGUCAGAAGUCAGCUUCAACUCAAGAGAUGGUUACAACAACAACAACAACAACAACAACAACUGAAGUUACUGUUGUGGAGAAAGGAGACCUUUCACCCACCAAAAGAAAGUCAAAGGGUCUUAAACUUUCCCCAGAGACUACAACCACAGAGCUGGCAAAGACCAAGGAAGAGCCUGUCAGUCAGAGGUCAGCUUCAUCUCAGAAGGUAGUCACAACACCAACUGAAAGUACUGCUAUGAAAAGGGGAGAGCUUUCACCAACCAAAAGGAAAUCUAAGGGCCCUAAACUUUCCCCAGAAACUGCAACCACAGAGCUGACAAAGACCAAGGCAGAACCUGUUAGUCAGAAGCCAUUUUCGACUGAAGAGGUGGUCACAACAACAACUGAAAUUACUGCUGUGGGAAAAGGACAGCUUUCACCAACCAAAGGAAAGCCAACGGGUCUUAAACUUUCAACAGAACCUGUUACCACAGGGUUGACAACGACCAAGGAAGAACCUCCAAGUCAAAAGCUAUCUGCAACUCAAGAGGUGGUCACAACAACAAAAACUAAAAUUACUGUUGUGGAAAAAGGACAACUUUCACCAACCAAAGGAAGACCAAAAGGUCCUAAACUUUCUCCAGAACCAUCUACCAAGGAGCUGACAAAGACCAAGGAAGGACCUGUCAGUCAGAGGUCAACUUCAACUCAAGAGGUGGUUACAACCAUAACAACGUCUACUAAGUACUGUUGUGGAAAAGGGAGAGCUUUCACCAACCAAAAGAAAGUCAAAGGGCCCUAA